Molecule: messenger RNA, 3821 nt
Organism: Alosa alosa (allis shad)
Lineage: Eukaryota; Metazoa; Chordata; Actinopteri; Clupeiformes; Clupeidae
Gene: znf652
Product: zinc finger protein 652
Exons: 6
Coding region: 1612-3756 (714 amino acids)
Biological process (GO): regulation of transcription by RNA polymerase II
Cellular component (GO): nucleus
Molecular function (GO): DNA-binding transcription factor activity, RNA polymerase II-specific; RNA polymerase II cis-regulatory region sequence-specific DNA binding
Source: RefSeq, a predicted model, not a curated record
UGCUGUGCGUGAGUAAUUGUCAACAUCCAACUGCGUUUGUAUGUUUCAGCGGGCAAAUUGCAAUGCACAGGGUUUUGUUCAGAAAAGAGAUAUUUUAAAGCGUUCUUAUUUAGUUGCUAACCUUAAUCCGGUUGUCAAACAAAGCAGCACAUACCCACAGCUCUGAGCUGCAAGUGGAUCUUGCGUGCGACACCGUGUCAAUGCAAACAAUUUAAAAAUCACAGCAGGUUUCAAAUCAAUCUGGGCGGUUUUUGGGUUAAAAAAGUGAAAGUCGUUUGCGAUUAGGAUUCGCUAGCGAGCUGUGUGUCACGAAGGUAACGUUAGCUAGCUAGCUAAUUACCUCCAAACACUAGCAUUCUUUGUGGUUGAACAUAUCAUGGCUAGCUACCUAGCUAGUGAGAUUACGUAAGAUUGAGCAAGCAGCUACACAAACCCCUCAGAACAAACAACCUUUGUAAUUUAGUGCGGUGUCUUGCCGUCUGGUUGAUGCAUCUGCAGACGCAUCUGUGACUGUGGUAAUCGGUCGUCCGCUAGCUCGCUAACUAGCUAGCUCGCUAGUAUAACUUGGCUAACCGAAUGGCCUGCUUUCCUGUCGUCUUGACCAACCAAUGUUUCGUUCGAUUUAACCCUUUCUUUGCGCAGAUUUUAAAAAGUUGACGAUUGCCACGCAGUACUGUGUGUUUGUCCAAAUGCUGGUGCCCUAAACAAUUAUUAUGCCUGCUAAUGUUUUAGUAUCAUUCGGUAUUUCACAUUGUAAAUGUGCAUAGUGUUGGACUUGCAGGACCACUUUCAGAUUCAUAAAGUAGGCCCUUAUUGAGACGGCGGCUUGGUGAACGUUAGCGGAGUUAGCUUACGUGCUAGCUUCUUCUGGAGAGGGGCAGGAAUUUGCAGGCGACGGGUGAACUUCCAGGCCUAGAAUCCCAUGCCAAUCUUCCCCCCUCAAAAAAAACAAAGAUGUCGCGCACAGUCUGAUGGUUUCUGAUUAAAUUAAUGGAAAACAAACGAAGCUGUCAACUUUGAGGUUCCCCAAAUAUUUCCAGUAAAGCAACCCUCAGCGGCUGGAUGCUGAACCAGAACAGGCAGGUCCAGGCGACAUCGCCCGCAGACGAAGGAAAGGCUGAGCGAGAUUCAUAAAGUAGGACUUGAUAGCAUCCGAAGCAGCAGACAAGCAGGACAGUACAAAGAGGAGAUAAAGCGCAAAUCAAGCAAGUCUAGCAGUCUCUGCAGACUGUCACUGAAUAUAUUCACUGUGUGUUUUACACCUGUAGCCUUCUUGGAGAGUGUGGUGCUUUUUUUGUAAAAAAAAAAAGAAGUCCUCUGUCAUUGUCUCGCACCUGUUCCUUCCUCUCUCGUCUCGGCGGAGUGCUCCACCACGCUCACUCGGAAACCAGAGGUCAUGGGCGUCCCUUGGGGGUCGGGCUGAGAACAUUUUUGGGGACGCCUCGGCUCUGACCGUUCUUGUUUCUUCUGUGUGCUGCUCCAUCAAGGGGAGGGGUGGGGGAUAGACCUGGUGCCCCCCUGCCCCUCCUGAACCAUUCUUAUUCUGACUGGACGAGGGCCUCCAUCCUCGCCUGCGCUGGCCCAGCCGUCCCCAGCGGCUUCGCCACCCUGAUGAAGUCCUGCCAGGCGGCGAAGGAAGCGGCGCCUGGAGACGCAAUGUCCCAAGAGGAGGCGUCCAGGACACACGGCUCCCAGCCCUACUACCACCCCACCGCUGCCGACGGCAACCUAGCAGGCAAGCUGUACAAGCGCGAGGGCGGGGGCAAGCCCUACUCCGUGCUGGUGGACAACAAAAUGGCCGCCAAGCCGCCAGGCGGGGAGCCGGUGGCCGCCGCCAACAUGGGCACCAACCCCUCCCAGCAGUUCUUCAGGGAGGGGGGCAAGGAGGCAGCACCAGGUGGGCAAAGCCAGAACGGGGGCUCGUCAGAGGAGGAGGAUGAGGAGGAGGAAGAGGAAGGCGAGGAGGAGGAGGAGGAGCAAUUUAAACGGGAGCAGAUCAUCGUGGAGGUGAACCUGAACAACCAGACACUCAACGUGUCCAAAGGGGACAAGAGUGGUGGCUCUGGCACUGCCAACACCACAGAGGAGGGCAAGAUGGGAAGUGAGGAAGAGGAGGAGGAUGAAGAGGAGGAGGAGGAGGAGGCUGAAGAGGAGGAGGAAGAGGAGAGUCCAGAAGAAGAAGAAGAUGAGGAGGAGGAAGAAGAUGAUGAGGAAGACGAAGAGGAGAACAUGAACCGGACAAGGAGGGCGAAGCGAGCGAGGAGAGGCAUGACCCCGGUGCAGCCACGCCGGAAGAGCCAACGCGUCUCGGCCGCUGCUGCCGCCACUGUCAGCCCCACCGCAACCACAGGCAUGACCACCAGGGGGCGCCGGAAGAAUACUGAGGCACCUCCGCGGAAGCGUAGGCCCGCCCGCGAGUCCAAGGGCUCGGCCGCCGGCUCCGCCGUGAGCACGACGGCCGGCUCGCGGGGGGGUGAGGUCAAGGCGGAGGCAGGCGAGGAGCGGGAGACGCUGGCGUGCGAGAAGUGCCCGCGAGUGUUCAACACGCGCUGGUACCUGGAGAAGCACAUGAACGUCACGCACCGCCGCAUGCAGAUCUGCGACAAGUGCGGCAAGAAGUUUGUACUGGAGAGUGAGCUGGCUCUUCACCAGCAGACCGACUGUGAGAAGAACAUCCAGUGUGUGUCAUGUAAUAAAUCAUUUAAGAAGCUAUGGUCCCUUCACGAACACAUAAAGAUUGUCCAUGGCUACGCUGAGAAAAAGUUUGCAUGUGAAAUCUGUGAAAAGAAGUUCUACACCAUGGCUCAUGUGCGCAAACACAUGGUCGCGCACACUAAGGAUAUGCCGUUUACAUGUGAAACGUGUGGGAAGUCCUUCAAGCGGAGCAUGUCCCUAAAGGUGCACUCACUGCAGCACUCAGGAGAAAAACCCUUCCGCUGUGAGAACUGUGACGAGCGCUUCCAGUACAAGUACCAGCUGCGCUCCCACAUGAGCAUACACAUCGGACACAAGCAGUUCAUGUGCCAGUGGUGCGGCAAGGACUUCAACAUGAAGCAGUACUUCGACGAGCACAUGAAGACUCACACAGGAGAGAAGCCGUUCAUCUGCGAGAUCUGCGGCAAGAGCUUCACCAGCCGGCCCAACAUGAAGCGGCACCGGCGCACGCACACGGGGGAGAAGCCGUACCCCUGCGAGGUGUGCGGCCAGCGCUUCCGCUUCUCCAACAUGCUCAAGGCGCACAAGGAGAAGUGCUUCCGGGUCACCAGCCCCGUGACCCUCCAGCCCGCCGCCGCCGCCGCCCUGGCCAUGCCCCUGCACCUGGCGCCCGGUCCUGCCCCAGUCUCGUCUCCGCCCGGCAUGCCCCCGGGCCAGGUGCCCCCGGCGGGGGUGAGUCCGGUGGUCAGUGUGGCCUCCCUGGGCAUGAUGGGCGCGGCAGCCGGGUCACUCCAGCAGCGGGGCGGAGGUGGGCACAGCUUCUCACACCUCCACCUGGUGCCUGGACAGGUGCCUGUCUCCACCCAGCAGCAGCAGCAGCAGCAGCACCACCACCACCACCCGCAGCAGCAGCAGGUCCAGGUGCACGGCGGCCAUGCCCAGCAUGCUCUGCCGAUCCCACCACCACCGAUCAGCCUGCUGUCCCCGCCCCCCGCCCUGUUCAAGAGUGAGCCAAUCAACCACUGCGGCCAGGAGGAUAGCUACCUGCGCCACCUGACCCAGCCCGACAAGGGCACGGGACCUGGCCAGCAACACCACUGAGCCCUGACUCUCCCUCUCUCUCACACACACACACACACACACACACACACACACACACACACACA